Molecule: messenger RNA, 773 nt
Organism: Aspergillus alliaceus
Lineage: Eukaryota; Fungi; Ascomycota; Eurotiomycetes; Eurotiales; Aspergillaceae
Product: cytochrome b5-like heme/steroid binding domain-containing protein
Exons: 2
Coding region: 335-589 (84 amino acids)
Cellular component (GO): membrane; intracellular membrane-bounded organelle
Molecular function (GO): heme binding
Source: RefSeq, a predicted model, not a curated record
UGCUGUGCAUAUAUCUAUCUUUAGGUAUCAGGACCUUAUUACUCUGUACAAGAGUAUAUAUAUUACUCCGUACGGAUUUAUUCUUAUAAUUGUUCGAGCAUAAUAGUCCACCAACCAAUCACAACACAGCCAUUUUAAUACCUAGAGCCAGAGACCGCGGCUGCGAGAUGGGGUUAACCUCGGCUCCUUCUCGCCCGAGUUGACAGUCGUCACAUCUGCUUUUUGACCCCAGAUUUAUUCAGCGUCAUCGUCAUCAAUCAUCCGACCAAAAAGUUACCUGACUCACUUUCGAACUCCCAACACGAAAGAAAAAGAAAUAAAGAAGAAAGCCAUAAUGUCCCAGACCUUCACCCCCGCCGACGUCGCUUCCCACAAUAACACGGACAAUGGCCUUUACAUCAUCAUCGACAAGAACGUUUACGACGUGACCAAAUUUGUGGAUGAGCAUCCUGGAGGAGCGAAGAUCUUGAAGCGUGUUGCGGGGAAAGAUGCUAGCAAGCAGUUUUGGAAGUAUCAUAAUGAGGGCGUAUUGAAGAAGUAUACAUCAAAAUUGAAGAUCGGGGAAGUGAAGGAGGCUGCAAAGUUGUGACCGAUUUAUUGUUGGACGUGGAUCGGGAAUGUCUGAGUAUAUUUAUCUUGCGUGGCCGCAUAUGGAGGGAUGGAGGGUAGGAUUUUUUGUCUUUCUACAUGCUUCGAUCACCUAUUCCAGCAUGAUUACGCUGUAUAUACUACAUUGCACAAUACAUCAUCUCAUAUAUGUAUCUCUGGAGUUU